AUGAUUGCUACACAAAAGGCAGACCACAAACUCCUCGACGAAACUCUGAUGUUCUGGGAGAAACAAACGAAGUUUGUCAAAAACUUGGACGCGGGAUUGACAAAGAUAGUCAACACGAUGACAAAACAUGGAAACUACUUGGAGGACUUCAUCGUCUCCAUAAACCCCAAACCGGUGAAUAUUGACGUCCCAUCACUGAUUACCAUCGUGAAUGGUCUUCGCAGUGUCUGCGACACAUUCAACAUGAUGGAAAGACAAGUCACCGAUGUGUUGAUGGAACCGACGAAGAAAAUCAACAUGUAUCUGGACUCAAUGAAAAAGCCAAUCAAAGACGCAAAGAAGAACGAAGUGAAUGAGAUGACGGCAAUACAGACACACAAAAUUGGUGAGUACCUCAGAGUGCAAACUCCCAUGUUGUUUUUGGAUAUGUUCCGAAUAUUUAACUCACACUACCUGCUCGGAUUAAAUUACUUGCCGAAUAUCACACCGUUCCAGGAGAUAUAUAACAAGGCGGUCGCCAAAUCAAACAGUGAAACUCCCGCGCCAGAAAAGAAUAUUAUAUAUCACCAACCACUUAUCAGUAUAUUAGCUGCGGAAGGUAGAACAACGAAACAAAUUCCUAAAGCACUUGAAGACAUCAUCAGCAUUUUGUACGUCAAAGGUUGUUACACAAAUGGGAUUUUCAGAGAAAAUUCGUUGGCAAACAAAGAGCAAGUCGAAAAGCUUGCACUGAGUAUCUCGUUCAUUAACUUCGAGCAACAGCCGCCUGAGGUUACAGCCGCCGUCUUGAAGUCGUAUCUCCGCAACAUGGUCGAGUCGGUCAUUGACAACAACACAACACAAACACUUCUCGAGACGUGGAACGGCGCAGCAAUCAGCAAGUUUGGUAUCAAGGAGAAGACGCUUGGCGCAAACGCGUUGAUUCAUUCUCUUCCCGCUGCUCAUCUCUCUUUGUUCAAGGGGUUAAUGAAGCUUGCUUUUAAAAUCACGAUGUACAAGGACAUCAACAUGAUGGACGCGAAAAACCUUGCUGUCUGUCUUGCUCCUUGUAUCAUCAGGACUGCAACCAACUCAUUUGAGACUGUGCAAAUUGUCAUCGCGUUCCUGAUCUUCGUUAUCGACAACUACCCAACACUUUUCCCAGAUGAUGUUGAUUCGGGGAUUUAUAGGCGGACACAGUGCUUGGAUUUCUUGUCAACAAGUCCAACCUUCCUCUCUUCUAUGAAUGAAGAUUACCCACAAAGUAAGGGAUUUAUUAACAAAACUCUUCACAAGAAAAAGGCUUCAACUUCUUUGGAAACGUCCCCCAGAAACUCCGCCCAAAUACCUCCCCUUUCCGUUGCCCAAUCAUUCUCUCAAUCUCACCAAAAUCUCAACCUCUCUCGUCAAACCCUUGCCGGAACGAAAGUGUCUCCAAUAGUUCAGGAAUUAACAACACGUAAAGCGCUCAACCCCGUCUCUGCGUCUCGGGCACAGACAAUGAAAAACCCAAAGUCAUUACAAAACUCUCCACGUGUACAACAAGAAAACCAAAUAAAAAGCCAAAAACCUUCGCUCCCCACUAGGCCAAAGCCACAAACCCCAACCAAACCAGUGCAAACACAACAAACUAUGCAAGACGAAAAAACUACUUCGGCCGGAUCCCCACGACAAAAUGUCUCUUCCUUAGCCAGAAAAUUUGCUCAACAAACAAACUAA
Molecule: messenger RNA, 1698 nt
Organism: Entamoeba invadens IP1
Lineage: Eukaryota; Evosea; Mastigamoebida; Endamoebidae
Exons: 3
Coding region: 1-1698 (565 amino acids)
Biological process (GO): signal transduction
Molecular function (GO): GTPase activator activity
Source: RefSeq, a predicted model, not a curated record